AUGCCGGUCACUCACGGCGCCCGGGGAGCGAGCAAGCAGGAGGCCCCGUCGCUGUCCCUCGCCGAGGACGUGCUGUACGAGAUACCCCACCUAUGGGGCCUCCUGCCACCGGGCACCGCCAUCGCGCUCGCCGCCACGUCGUGGUCGGCGCUGCUGUCCUUCCUGCGGCACGGCAUGUACCGCCCGGACGACCAGCCCGUCCCGGCGCUCGAAGCGACGACCAACCUCCGCGGCGACCCCAUGUCGCGGCUCCCCACGCGGCCCAUCUUUUCUAUUUCUACCGUUUUCGACGGAGCGCUGCUGCCGGGGCUCGCAUCGCGCGUCGACGCGGGGUCGGAGUACCACGGCCGCAUCGAGGUCGCCGGCGCGCAGGUCCCCGUCGCGGACGCAGCGGCGCUGAACGCGGCAGCACGCGCCGCGAACGCAGCAGGCACCAACGACAACGGCCCGGACGCGCAGCUGGCGACGCUGAGGCGCGUGCUGGACGCGGCCACGGGCGAGCUGAGGCUGGUCAAGAUGAGCCUGCCGCGGCGGCGCGAUGCUCCGACCUUCGAUAACAUUUCAAAUGAAACGUUGAGUGACUACUGCGCGCUGCUGGGGAGCGACGCGCUCAGCCGCGUCGAGGAGCUGCACAUUCGCGACCUGCCCGUGGACGCCGCGCAAUUCGACAGGGUCCUCGGCGCUCUGCGGGAUCCGCGCGGCCUGCGCAAGCUGCAUGUUGGAGUGCUUGAGCCGCAGGUCAUGCACGGCGACGUCUGUCCUGUGGCUGACCUGGUCCGCCGAUCGCCUGGGCUGCAGCACCUCACUGUCCGUACGCCGAACAGGAGCUCGUGGCUUGAGGUGUCCAGCCUCACGGCGGACAUCACGCCGGACUUCGUCCCUCUGCUGCUGUCGAGUGCGCAACCGAGCGUCCUCGUGACGCUGAACCUCUCGGACACCGGCCUCACCGUCGCCGGUGUGCGGCACCUCACUGCGGCGCUCUCCACGUCGCACGUGCUGACUCACCUCAACGUUGGCCGAAACAACCUCGGCGUCGAGGGCGCUGUCGCGCUGUGCCCGCUCAUCGCGUCCAGCGCGUCGCUGGAGACGCUGGGGCUCCACAACUGUAGCAUCGGCGGCGACGGGGCGGCGGCGGUGUGCCGGGCGAUCAGCGGCAACGCGGCGGGGCGGAUCAAGCACCUGGACCUGGGCAGCAACACAGUGAGCGGGGGCGCACGGGCAAUGGGAGAGAUGCUGGCGGAGAGCAAGUCUCUGGUCCAGCUCAAUCUCUCGAACACAUGCAUCAACGACGAGGCGAUCGGCUACCUGAGCAACGGGCUGGUGCAGAACAACUCGCUGCGAGUGUUCCUUGUCGACGGAACCACUCAUCUCGAGUUCGCCAACGCCGACGGCUCGGGGCUGUCGGGUGCGGGGAUACUGCUGCUUGCACAAGCCGUGUCGCGCAACAAGACACUCGAAGUGCUGAGCCUGGAAGACAUCAACCGGUUUGACAGCGACGCGGCCCGGGCCGUGCAGACGCUGAUAUCGGGGUCGACCCUGCGGCGGCUCUUCGUGUCCGACGCCCUGCUGACUCGAUUGCACGCGUGGCAAGUCGAUGCUGCGGGAGGCUCUCUGCUUGAACUCGGAGUCGCGGGCAACCGCACCCUUGAGGUGCUGUCCAUCCGCAACCUGCAGCUGCGGGACGUGACGGCGCGCGCGCUCGCCGGGGGUCUGAGGAAGAACACGACACUCAAGGUCCUGCAAUUGAAAUGGUGCACGUGUUCCAAGGACGCGUGGGAGCAACUCGAGGGCGCGCUCUGCGCAAACACGGUGCUGGAGGGCCUGCACCUCGAAAUGUUUCGUAUCUUGAUUCGAGGCACCGACGUAGCAGACGACAACAUGGAGGACGGCCGCGAAUUCAGCAGCCAGGACCUGCUGCGUAUGCUGCAGGGAAAUCGCACGCUGAGGUGGGUGCAUCUAGGAUUUGACGACUGGGAGGAUGAGCCUGUCGUGUUCACGGAUUUCAGCGAGCUCCGCGCGUGCGUCCGCGAGCGGGGAGGCGGUUUCUCGUUCCUGGUGGACCGCCUGCCAGAAGACCCUGACACAGCUGUCUCCGAUGACUUGGCCGAGGCGGCACGGCUCGACGGGCUCCGCCUGGUGGAGAGCCGCUCGGAGCUCGUGUCGCACACGGAUCUCUGGUACGUCAAGGAGAACGCAGUGUUCGAGCCGACGUGGUGA
This is a messenger RNA of Pedinophyceae sp. YPF-701, 2217 nucleotides long. The record is from the annotation of a GenBank genome assembly. Lineage: Eukaryota; Viridiplantae; Chlorophyta; Pedinophyceae.